AUGGUGCUAUGUUUUUGUGGAAAAGUUGCUGUGGUGAAAACGUCUUGGACCCCUUUGAAUCCAGGAAGGAGAUUUUUUGCAUGCCCUAUGAAUGAUUCCGUUUGUGGGUUUAUUGGGUGGCUUGAUCCCCCAAUGUGUGCUAGGUCUAAAGCCAUCAUACCUGGUCUGCUAAGAAAUUUGAAUUCAGUGCAGGAACGGUACAAUGAGUUGGUUAGAGGUAUGAACAUGCUACAGGAUCAAUGCAAUGGACUGAUAGGCAAGAACAACAUUUUGGUGGCAAAUGUCAGAGCAUUGAAGGAUGAUAAUUUGAAGCUGAAAAUGUACAUGUUUGGAAGUUGGUUUUUCUUUGUGAUUGUAUUCUUUUAUAUUUGGUUUGUGUAG
Molecule: messenger RNA, 381 nt
Organism: Lactuca saligna
Lineage: Eukaryota; Viridiplantae; Streptophyta; Magnoliopsida; Asterales; Asteraceae
Source: the annotation of a GenBank genome assembly